AUGGCCACGACUGAAUUUGACCCCGACUGCGAAGUCAAAGGCACCGCCUUCACAAAGAAGAACUAUCGCGACGUGUACCCUGCCGUCGAUCCCACUCGCCCGGACUUAUCUCAAGAGGGAAAAGUUGUUAUUAUCACUGGAGCCAGUCGUGGAAUAGGACAAUUAGGCUUCGCCGUAUCCUUCGCCCGCGCCAAUGCCGCCGCCCUAAUUCUCCUCGGCCGAUCGAGCGAGGGUCUAGUCGAGACAGAGAGACUAGUCAAAGAGAUAAACCCAGCUACGAAGGUUUUGUCAAUCCCAGUCGACGUCACGGACGAGGCCGGCAUGAAUAAAGCCUUCGACACAGCCGUGGAGAAAUUAGGCGUGCCAAAUGUGCUCGUAAACAAUGCAGGAGCACUAGUGAAACUCGACACGAUCGUCAACACCGACGUGGAAUCCUGGUGGAAGACCCAGGAAACCAACGUCAAAGGAACACUCAUCGCAACGAAAGCCUUCUUAAAGCACGCAGGAGAUACUCCAUCGGCACCUACGACUAUCAUCAAUCUGAUCUCAAUGGCAGCUCAGGGUACUGCGCCCGGAAUGAGCUCGUAUUCCCCUGCAAAACUGGCCGUAUCUAAAUUCACGCAAUUUUUGGCCAUGGAGCAUCCGACCAUCACAUCUGUUAAUCUGGACCCGGGUGUCGUGGCGACUGAUAUGGCAUACAGUGUCCCCUAUCUUGAGCCUUUUAUUGGAGAUACUCCCGAACUCGCUGGCGGCACGGCCGUUUGGCUGGCCACUGGUGACAGGUCAUUUUUGUCGGGGAAGUAUGUUUCUGUCUGCUGGAAUGUUGAAGAGCUUGAGCGCCGGAGGGAGGAAAUUAAGAGCGGAAAGCUUCUUACUUUCACCCUUAAAGGAGAAUUCGGAGGUCCGGAUGUUACUGUGGAAGGGAAGUAA
This is a messenger RNA of Penicillium waksmanii, 930 nucleotides long. Its product is annotated as SDR family NAD(P)-dependent oxidoreductase. The transcript has 3 exons. The record is from RefSeq and is a predicted model, not a curated record. Gene Ontology annotation, molecular function: oxidoreductase activity, acting on the CH-OH group of donors, NAD or NADP as acceptor. Lineage: Eukaryota; Fungi; Ascomycota; Eurotiomycetes; Eurotiales; Aspergillaceae. The coding region runs from base 1 to 930 and encodes 309 amino acids.